This is a messenger RNA of Pseudomassariella vexata, 1046 nucleotides long. RefSeq names its product GPR1/FUN34/yaaH family-domain-containing protein. Gene Ontology annotation, cellular component: plasma membrane. Gene Ontology annotation, molecular function: acetate transmembrane transporter activity. NCBI's taxonomy places the organism in Eukaryota, Fungi, Ascomycota, Sordariomycetes, Amphisphaeriales, Pseudomassariaceae. The transcript is spliced from 4 exons. The record is from RefSeq and is a predicted model, not a curated record. Bases 411 to 1046 code for a protein of 211 amino acids.
GCCCAAGCAGCUACUCCCAUCACCGCGACUGCAGUUUCUACCAUAACGACGAGUAUUCAGAUCACAGCUCUUUGCACUCUCCUCACAAAAUGUUCACCGACGACGGUCCUCUCUUUAGAAAUGAUCAUAGACGACCGAUGAUCAGAGCACCUUCGAAGAUUCCCAUCACGCACGAAAGUGUUGAGCAACUCUUCAUGUCGCCUCCGGGCACUGCGAAGGGGGAGUUCAACCGCCUCUCUCCUACACCCCCCAACAAUGGCAACCCAACUCCCGCUCCAGCUCCAGCGCCAGCUCCACCCUUGGCUAACCCGGCGCCAAUGUACGUAUUAAUUCCCCUCUCAGAUAUGUAUCCAUCUCGACUGGGAUAACAAAGAAACUAACACAAACCUAGCGCCAUCUGCGGUGUCCUCAUGUCUGUUGGCCCCCUCGCCUGCGAUCUCAUGGGCUGGCGCGGGGCCAGCGGCGGAGGAGCAGCUAAUACACCUGCAUUCCUCUUCUUUGGUGGCGUCCUCAUGCUACUCGGGGGAAUCCUCGAAUACAUCCGGCGCAACACCUUCCCCGCCGUUGUAUUCUCCUCCUUCGGCGCCUUCUGGCUCACCUUUGGCGCUACGUUGAUGCCGCAGUUCAAUGCAUAUGCUGCGUAUGCGCCUACAGGGGCCGCAGCGGUGGAGGGGUUGAAGACGAAGGGGUUUAAUGCCAGUUUUGGCUUCUUCGCCCUCUCGAUGAUGAUCCUCUGCUUCGUAUACAUGAUCUGCGCCAUACGAACGAACUUAGUCUUUCUCCUCAUGUUCGUUACCCUCACUCUGGUCUUCGGUUUCGUGACGGCGGCGUAUUUUGUUCUUGCGUCUAAUUACGCGGGCAACGCUAAGCUGGCUGGUAAUUUUCUCGUGACUGCUGGUGCGUGUGCAUUCACCACCACUGCAAUUGGGUGGUAUACGUUUCUCUCCAUGAUGUUCCAGUCGGUCGACUUCCCCAUCGUGCUACCAGUUGGGGACUUUAGCAAGACGACAAAGCGACAGAGCGAGCCAGCGUCAUCGAAGGUAUGA